GACGGCCUCAUUUGAGCGACGCACCGCCGGAGACGAGCGUGCGGAUGAUUUAAAUGAAGUCUUCUGUCAUCGAUGUCUUUAAAGGCGUUUUUUUGAUCGUAUGUGAAUGCAUUUAGGAUGGAGAGCGAUAUACUGGACAUCUUGGAUCAGCUCGGGUACUCCGGGCCGCUGGAUGAGGAGGCGGGGCUUCUGGCGGCGUGUGGGCGGGGCUUCGGCUCAUCUGAAUAUGUCAGUCUGGUGACGUGGCUCUCAUCCAGACUCACACACUCACAGGAGACGCUCGUCACAGAAGAUCCAGACAGAUGCAGGCUGGACGCCGGCAGGCUGCUGAAGGACUUGUGCUGUCCGUAUGAAGGCCUGGCCUCACGAUUAUCAGACGGAGACGUGCAGGACAGCGAGGAGCACCUGAAGAUCCUCUUGUUCUUGGCGUCGGAGCUUCAAGCGGAGCAGAUGGUGGUCAGUAAACCAGCGGUGGACACUGAGGAGCUGGACGCGUCUCUCCGGGAUCUCAGGGUCAUCUGUGAAGCGCUGAAGCUGCCGGAUCCAGACGGACGAGACGCCAGAGACCUCUUCACUGCUGUGGAGCAGGAGGUGAAGGUUUUACUCAAGCAGCUUCCAGAAGCACAUGUCGGAGAUCCUGCGUUCACGAGCUCCCUGCGUCCAGACCAGUGGGACGAGCUGGAGAGGAUCGGAGGUGUUCUGUCGGCGGAGUACGAGUGCCGGCGCUGCAUGCUGGUCAAGCGUCUGGACGUGACCAUACAGUCCUUCAGCUGGUCCGACAGAGCCAAGGUGAAGAUUGACCGCAUGGCCAGAGCGUAUCAGCAGAGGCGGUAUUCUCUGUCGCUGCGGUCAGAGGUGAGUACGGCUCAUCUUCUAGCUGCGAGACAGGACCUCUGUUACAUGAUGAAGACCAGCAGCGGCUCGUAUCGGGAGAAGACCAGCUGUGCCAUAAACAGAAUCCUGAUGGGCCGGGUUCCUGACCGUGGCGGGCGUCCGUCUGAGAUUGAAGCUCCUCUGCCGGAGAUGCCUGCGUGGAAGAAGAGAUCUGAUGGAGGAGGACACGGCGGGAAUCGAGGAGCGGGCGGAUGGAGAGGAGGAUGGAGAGCAGGCCGGUGGAGCAGAGGACAGUACUAUCACUGAGCAGAGACUCUUUCCUCUCAGGGAGAUCAAUUUUUAAUGAGCUUUGAGUUUUGUUUUUGAUUUCAUAUUUUUAACUUCUGCGUGUCCAGAGAGAUCAUGCAUUGAUUCAGAGGCCUGCUGAAAGCAAUGAAGAAUAAAGCUGUUAAAAAAGUUA
Puntigrus tetrazona (Sumatra barb) is the source of this 1294-nucleotide messenger RNA. RefSeq names its product family with sequence similarity 98 member B (gene tslig3b). Bases 118 to 1140 code for a protein of 340 amino acids. Gene Ontology annotation, cellular component: tRNA-splicing ligase complex. NCBI's taxonomy places the organism in Eukaryota, Metazoa, Chordata, Actinopteri, Cypriniformes, Cyprinidae. The transcript is spliced from 8 exons. The record is from RefSeq and is a predicted model, not a curated record.